AUGAAUAAUCAGAAAGAAUCAGAGAAUGAAGAUCAAGAUGAUUUAGAGGAUACUAAAGAAGAGGCAAGAGAACAACGUAAGCAUAAAUUACCUAAAGCUAUUAAGAAACGGAAAAUUGAGACAACUUCAAUAUAUAAUUUAG
Molecule: messenger RNA, 142 nt
Organism: Scutellospora calospora
Lineage: Eukaryota; Fungi; Glomeromycota; Glomeromycetes; Diversisporales; Gigasporaceae
Source: the annotation of a GenBank genome assembly